This is a messenger RNA of Sinocyclocheilus anshuiensis, 1871 nucleotides long. Its product is annotated as muscle-related coiled-coil protein-like. The coding region runs from base 281 to 1237 and encodes 318 amino acids. Lineage: Eukaryota; Metazoa; Chordata; Actinopteri; Cypriniformes; Cyprinidae. Gene Ontology annotation, cellular component: cytoplasm; caveola. The transcript is spliced from 2 exons. Gene Ontology annotation, biological process: regulation of gene expression. The record is from RefSeq and is a predicted model, not a curated record.
UCUGCCCUCUUUUCUAGUCAAUCCCUGUGUGUCUGGCCUUUGAACCUUGUGUUCCCCAUAUACAGGAAGGGUGGAGCUUCUAUAUUCUCCAGAACGUCCAUGAAGCUCCAGUCAGAGGGCGAGUCCGUCUCAUCCAAGCGUCUUCCAGGGCCCACCACGGCCCCAUGAUUCAGCAACCCACCCCAUAACCCAAUACCCCCUUGUGCACCAACAGAAAUCCACCAAAGCAGGACCUUCGACAGUUCUAGUCUAGGGUCCUCACUGGGUUACAAGGACAAGCAUGGCCGACAAACUGGCACUGGCAGGUGUGGCGGACGAGCCCAGCGCCCUGAACAUCUUCACUCUGUUGGAGAGGGUGUCCGGGAUCAUAGACAAUGUGCAGGCGUGCCAGCAACGCAUGGAGGAGCAGCAGCUGGAGCUGGAGAACACCGUGAAGACCAUCCAGGCGGACGUGGUGAAGUUGACGAAGGAGCACACAGCGACGAGUAGCACUGUGGAGAAACUUCUAGAGAAAACACGCAAAGUCAGCUGCCACGUCAAGGACGUUCGUGUACGGGUGGAGAAGCAGAACAUACGUGUCAAGAAGGUGGAGGAAACCCAAGUCGAGCUGCUGAACAAGAACAAGUUUCGUGUCGUCAUCUACCAGGGAGAUAAUGAGGUCCCAGCUGUAGCUGCUCCUAAAGCAUCUACAAAGGGAGCAACAGGUGGAGACUCUCCCAUAGACCCAGAUGUCCCGGAGGCUCCGCUUCCCGACUCGGAUGAGGAAUACAUGGUCGUUGAGGAGGCCGACUCGUCUACUGCUGCCAAACUAAAGAAGACCGGCCUGAAGCGCAUCGAAAGCCUGAAGCAGACCUUCUCCCGUGAGAACAUGACUAAGACCAAAGAGAAUCUGGGCACCAAGGUCAACAAGCUGGGUGAGCGCAUAGUAACAGCCGAACGACGUGAGAAAAUCCGCCAGUCUGGGGAACGGCUGAAACAGUCUGGUGAGCGUUUCAAGGAAACCAUCACGAAAACCGUGCCAGCAAAACUCAACCUGAAGAAGGAAAGGACGGUGGCUGAAGGUCAGGAGGGAGCUGAAGGGACCACGGAAGGAAUGGCACCAAUCCCACCACCGAAGGGCCGCAAGGCCAGCCCUGGUGUGGCCUACACAGAGCCAACGGAGAAACAAGAAGGUCCAGAUGAGGGCAAGGGCGAGGAAUCGGAAGUGCCAAUGUAUGAUAUGAAGCAGCUUUCUUAAGCGGCAAGCCUUGACAGUCACAUUUGGGAAAGACUAAUGUACAGAUAUGAAUUUGAUUAUGGAGAACUUGAAGGUGGAAAGAUUGGGAAAAUCAGAGAUCUUGCUUCUAAGUGUGUGGAUAAGUGGAUGGUUCUUACGACAACUGAAUGAACGAAAUAAGGAAGUUGUACGUUACAAACAAUACCCAGAGGUGUUUUUUUUUUGUGGAUUUUCUUGUUUACAUCUAUUAUGGACUAUGAAGGGUUAUGAAUGUUAAACCAAUGUACUGAGAUGACUAGGCGAUGGUUUUUAAUUUGUUAAACUAAAAACAUGGUGUUCGCAAUGAUUUUCUUCUUUAUACUGCCACCUAUGGGAGUGGAUGCAGCAUCAUGAAAAAUCAAGGUAGGAGAUGAUAGGAAUUGACAAAUGUACGAAUUGACAUUAUUUGUUAGGUGUGUGUAAAAUAUUUUAAAGAAAUUUCUUUGAAUAGCUGAAUUUACAAAUAAUUCACAGAGAAGUGCAUUUUGGACUUUCUCUGGAGAACUUGAAAUUAAAAAUGAAAUGAAAUGAAAAAUGAACUUCACAUAUAUUCUGGUGUCGACUGACAUCCAGCAUGUCAACAGUGAAUGAGUUUAGAAUUAAAUUUUUCAAUUUA